This is a messenger RNA of Caenorhabditis angaria, 1208 nucleotides long. NCBI's taxonomy places the organism in Eukaryota, Metazoa, Nematoda, Chromadorea, Rhabditida, Rhabditidae. The record is from the annotation of a GenBank genome assembly.
AUGGAGGCUUUGAAUCGGUUCAGCGACGAGGAAAAAGAUAUUUUGCGCAAAAGUUGGAAGGUUUUGGACCGCAAUUUGAAUAAUACUGCUUAUAACAUUUUUGAGAUGAUUAUUUCACAAAGUCCAGAUACAAAACAGGUUUGUUGUUUUUUGGGCUGUGAAUUUGGGAAACGUUUAAAAUUUCAAAUUCUUGAAUUCAUUUGAGCUAACUUUAUGUUUUGGUUUAUGGGAUUUAGAUGAGGUAUGAUCUUUGAAAAUAAACAAAUUGAUGUUUAACCUUUUUUGUAAAAAAAAGAUAGGAAAUCAAAUUUUGGCCGAGAGUUACUUUUUAAUUCUCCGAACAUUUUUCUAGACUAGGUAUACGUUGAGUUCAGACAAAUUGAAAUAUCUAAUUAUAUAAAUAUAGGUUAUUUUGUGUUGAAGAAAAUUGUCAAAAAAAAUGGAUAUAAUAUUUGUUUAGGUAUGAAAAUUGACUAAUGUAAUCCUAAAUAAAACAAGAUUCCUAAAUGUUUUGAACAAUAGUUAUGAUAUGGCGAAGUUGUGUUUUUUUCGGAAAAAUUCAAAAUUUGAAAAACUCUCUGAAAUAAAAAUUAUAAAAAUAAUAAAUAUUCCUCAAAUUGUUCUCUUUUCCUUCUUGUGUUUUGAACUACAAACUUUUCCCAAAAAAUACUCAUAUAUAAAUGAAAAUUAAAUAAGAUCAUAAAUUUACUUUUCCCCGUUAGUCACGUGUUCCAAUAUCUUUAUGUAGUAACUUUGGUAGAUUAUUUAUUUCUAUACUUAUCGAAAAUAAUUAAAUACUUUGCGUCGUGAUCUUUGGUUUUUCAGCUUUUUCCAUUUAUCAAAAUGAAUCAAGGUGGCCGAUGUCGCGAGAUGGAAUUCCACGCACUUCGAUUUAUGCAAGUAAGCAUUUAAAGGAUAUUCGAAUUUCCGUCAGCACUUAUUCUAAUUCUCAAUUUUAUCAGGUGCUCGAAUCGGUCGUAAAAACAUUAGACAAUCCGGAGACACUUAAUCCAUUAUGUGAUAAUUUGGGACGAGUUCAUGGAAGACUUAGCGAAUCUCGUGGAUUUCGAACUCAUCAUUGGGGUGUUUUCAUUGAAUGUACACUUUUUUCAUUUUCGAAAAGUUUUGGGACAGGCAAGUUUUACAUUUGUAGAGAAGAAAAUUCGUCACCGGAUUUGUAUUUCAAAACCUCGUGUCACAAAGUUUAA